CUACAUCGAUGGGUCAGUGCCUGCACCUGCGACUCUGUACCCGUCGGUCAUUUCCUGUAUUCCGUGCGCCUGCCUCCCACUCGCCACUGACGGGCAGCCCCGCCAGCCGUCCUCACCCACUGAUUGGGCGCCGCUUGCAACCUGCGGACGGGAGGGAACAGGCGAGCCAGCCCGCGGCGGCGGCGGCUGCUGAGCCGGAGCAGUCGGACCUAGAGGGCAGUGCAACACCGACGGAGGGCGGUCCCUGCAUGCUCGGUCGCUGCAGACACAGACACAGACACACGGCAGGAAGCGCAGAGCCGGGGCGCUGAACCCUUGUAACAGAAAAUGAGAGCGGCGCGUCUGCCCAUCGCCCCGCGACGGUGCUGCUAGCCCCGGAGGGGGCGAGCGAGCAACCUUUCCGCAGGGGUGGAGUUGUUCAACAUGCUGCCUGGCGUGGGGGUUUUCGGCACCAGCCUCACCACACGGGUGAUCGUCCCUCUGCUGCAGAGUCAGGGCUUCCCGGUCAAAGCACUGUGGGGAAGGACGCCCGAGAAAGCCGAGGAGCUGGCCAAGGAGAUGGACGUGCCCUUCUACACCAACAGGAUCGACGACGUUUUGCUGCACCACGACGUCGACUUGGUUUGCAUCAACCUGCCGCCUCCACUCACCCGCCAGAUCGCUGUAAAGACCUUGGGAAUCGGGAAGAAUGUCAUCUGUGACAGAGCUGCAACUCCUCUGGAUGCUUUUCAGAUGAUGUCAGCUGCACAUUAUUACCCCAAACUAAUGAGUAUCAUGGGUAACGUUCUCCGUUUCCUUCCUGCUUUUGUUAAAAUGAAGCAAAUGAUUCAAGAGGGUUAUGUGGGGGACUUGAUGAUCUGUGAAGUCCAGGUUCAUAGUGGAAGCCUUCUGGGUAAGAAGUACAACUGGAGCUGUGAUGACCUAAUGGGUGGUGGAGGACUACACUCAGUAGGAAGCUACAUUAUUGAUCUUUUGACUUUUCUAACCAGCCAAAAGGCUGUCAAAGUCCACGGCUUCCUAAAAACCUUUGUGAAGCAGACAAAACACAUCCGAGGGAUUCGCCAGAUCACCAGCGAUGACUUCUGUACAUUUCAGAUGGUAUUAGAAGCUGGCGUGUGCUGUACUGUAACACUGAAUUUCAACGUUCCUGGAGAUUUCAAGCAGGACAUCAUUGUGGUGGGAUCCACUGGGAGAUUGAUAGUAAGCGGUAGUGAUUUGUACGGACAGAAAAACAAUGCCACUCAAAAGGAAUUGAUUCUGGAAGACUCGACUCCUUUAAGCAAUGAAUUGCUCCCAGAAAAAGCUUUCAGGGAUUGCCCAAUCCCAUUCCUCAGGGGAACCAUCAUGAUGGUUCAAGCUAUUCGACAGGCAUUCCAAGACCAAGAAGAUCGUCGGACCUGGGACGGGAGACCACUAACUAUGGCAGCAACAUUUGAGGAUUGUUUGUAUGCAUUGUCUGUGGUGGACACCAUUAAAAAAUCCAAUGAAACUGGUGAAUGGCAGAACAUUGUGAUCAUGACAGAAGAACCCGAGAUUAGCCCUGCAUAUCUGAUCAGCGAGGCAAUGCGUCGCAGUAGGAUGUCCCUAUUAUACUAACUUUUAAUUGCUUUACAUAGCAAGUAGUUAGGGCUAAGGAUGUUCAGGGAAUCACUGGGUGAGCACGUUGAUGCGAUACUAAUAGAAUUUCCUGGUUUAAGUAACGUUGGCACAUCUAUAAAAUGUAUUUGCAAUAUGCCAAGUAAAUUUAAAAUGGUGUGUGUGGCAAGUAUUAUUGAAACAAACAAGUGCUGGUAACUAUUGACGAUCAUCCCGACUUGGGUUAUUGUAAACUUUUUAAAAGGAAAUUGUUUUCUAUUACAUUUUGAUAUGUUGACUUCUGUUAGAGUUCAUUAUGUUAGGGAAAGGGGUGCAUUUUAUACUUUAGCAUCCCAGAGCUUUGCAGAAUUGCAGCAAGUGUCUUUGCACACAGAGUCUAAUAAUCCAUGCCUGCUGUGAUCCAGAAGCGUAGAACAUCUUUGCAGAAAUUCUUUACAUACAUUAUGCUUGAACAAAGUUCUGUAGUAGAAGCACGGUACAGAAAAUUACCCUGGCAUUAGAAAUUAUAUAUUUUUUUACAUUCUGCAACCAGAAGGCAGAGUUUACUAUGCAAUGUGUAUGUAAUAUCAGUUGUUUUCACAAUGGAGUGACAUAAAGGAAUUAUUUGUAAUGUGAAGCAUAUAGAUUUCUUGGUGCCUGAUUGUUGAAUACACCACUGGAGCAUGCUUGGCUGCAGGAUGCUUAGCUGCCCUUUUAACAAGUGCAUUUCAAGAGGACACCUAAUGAAAAUGAUAACGUUUUAAUUAAAAGCUGUUUUAAAGUAGUCAUUUAAAUAACCAAUAGUGAUACUGAAAUUUGUCUGCUGUCGUGAGCAUUACGCACGCAAUGUGGUAUGGUAAUUACAUUGGAUGCUGCUUCUGAAUUGUUAUUACACCCCAACUUUGUUUGAAAAUAACAAAAGAUGGUUUUCCACCUCAGUAUGUUUUACAAUCUUGUGUAAUAGUGUACUGGUUUGAUACCUAAGGGAACACAAAUUGAAAUUUGGCAUUCAUUUUAAACCAGAAUUUGAAAUUAAAAUGAAAUGAAUAGAAAGGU
Mobula hypostoma (lesser devil ray) is the source of this 2631-nucleotide messenger RNA. It is a transcript of the gene gfod1, whose product is annotated as glucose-fructose oxidoreductase domain containing 1. Gene Ontology annotation, molecular function: nucleotide binding. Bases 424 to 1596 code for a protein of 390 amino acids. The record is from RefSeq and is a predicted model, not a curated record. The transcript has 2 exons. Lineage: Eukaryota; Metazoa; Chordata; Chondrichthyes; Myliobatiformes; Myliobatidae.